Enterobius vermicularis (human pinworm) is the source of this 690-nucleotide messenger RNA. The record is from the annotation of a GenBank genome assembly. Lineage: Eukaryota; Metazoa; Nematoda; Chromadorea; Rhabditida; Oxyuridae.
AUGUAUCCACAAAGCAGGAGCCGACAGAGCAUUGAAGUGGCCUUUUUGACAGGUCCACCCAGUACUUCUCAAAAACAGCAGUUUCUCCGCUUAGCUAUUACUUUUCGUAAUGAAAGACCUAAAAUUUCUGCCUCUGCCUUAGAAGACAGGACCUCACCAUUUAUUUUUUGUACGCGACGACUGCCAUCCUCAAAGAAUACACCACCAUCAAUAGCGCAGUACUUUGGACAAACUCCCUUCUCACCAUCAGUUCCUGAAACACCAGCUUGUCCUGGCAAACCUGGCCGUCCAUUUGCACCUUGUGGUCCAGGUGAACCUGGUGGACCUGGAGAGCCUUCUGGUCCGACGACACCUUCUUCUCCUGCAGACCCAAAUGGCCCAUCUUCUCCAGGUAAUCCAGGAUCACCUAUAAAAGCGAAAUUAAAAUAUAAAAAUCCAUUUCCCAUUAGAAAACUGUUUCUCAGUAAUGCAGAUGAUAAAGCCCUAUAUCACCCUGCGGCCCCUGUGGGCCUUCAAGGCCAGAAGUUCCAGGAGGCCCUAAUGGUCCUGGAAUUCCCUGAGGUCCUGAAGUUGAAUCUACACCUGGACCACCUGGGAUGCCAAAAUCUCCAGGCAGUCCCGGAGGACCUGGUGGACCUGGAGGGCCUUGAGGACACGGAGUACAUGGCGGUACCGAAAUUGGAUCACAAG